GGAACAACUGCUGAGGCUUGACUUGCUGCCUGCUUUACCUGCUCCUUCCCAGACAGAGGAAGCACCUGCCAUCCACUGCCAGGUUGGGUGUAGGAGGGAUGCUUGAAGAUGGAAAGAAAUUCGAUUCCUCCCGGGACAGAAACAAGCCCUUUAAGUUUGUGCUGGGUAAGCAGGAGGUGAUCCGAGGCUGGGAAGAAGGGGUUGCCCAGAUGAGUGUGGGUCAGAGAGCCAAGCUGACUAUCUCCCCAGACUAUGCCUAUGGCGCCACUGGGCACCCAGGCAUCAUCCCACCAAAUGCCACUCUCGUCUUUGAUGUGGAGCUUCUAAAACUGGAAUGACAGGAAUGGCCUCCUCCCUGAUCUCCCCAUUCUUGGUUUCUGCAGCUCCCUCAUCCAUACAGUCUGUGGUUACUGCCUGUUAGAGGAUAUGAGAGAGGCAUUACCACCUGGGCCACCUGCCUCGGGGAGCAAGCCCAGGACACACGAGGACAGACAGCAGGCCAGCUUGUUAUCAGUGGGUUGAAAGGUGAGGCCUAAGGAUGCUUAUGAAGUGUAAAGGAUGCUCUCAGUCUACGAGAGGCUCUUAGGGACCUAAGCCUUUCUAUGCAACAGGUGAGGAGACUGAGGCCCAGAGAGAGAGAGGUCUUACUCAAGGUCACAUCCAGACAGUGGCAAAUUAGGACAGAACCCUUUUCUGCAUCUCCUUCCUGGACCUUUUUUUCCUUCCUCUACCCUCAUUUCUAGGCAACCAAACUCAAUAUCCUAAUGGCGUCUAACUUUUCAUGUGGGUAUUAGAAUCAUAAAACACAUGAAUGUCUGUCAUCUUCUUUCCACAUGGCCCCAGACCUCUGCAUUUGCUCCCCUCCCGCCCCUGGAACCAGAGGGUCACAGCCAGGGGCUGGGUGAGAAUGCUUUUGUUUGAAAAUGGUAGCAAGUGGCAGCCAGCCUGUUAUGGAGUACCUUUGUCCUACUAUGGACUUUUUAAAAUAGAGGAGCCUUUUUUAUCAUUAGCUAUUUCCUCCCAGUGGUUUGAUCCCUAAACACCUGGGUCAUCCAGGCCUGGUCAGGUUUGAGGACGCUGGCUGCUCCACUUGUCAUUCCUGCCGGGAGGGAAUUCUGACACUUUAUAGAGCCUCUCUCUGCCCAGAGGUCUACACCUAGUCCUCACCCUGGAAAGCUGAGUCCUUUGAACAUAAUGUACUUGAGGAAGCCUUGGAGUUACCCUGAUUUGGGAACAGGCUUUCUGGAAAUCUGGAAGGACAGAGGAAGGGGAGAAAGAGGGGAGAGAGGGCUGAAUGGCUAUGAGUCACCCUGGCCUAAGCCUCCCCACACACUGCCAAAGCACAGCUCAGAGCUUCUCGAAAGGGUCUUGAGGGAAAGCCCAAGGGCAAACCCAGAAAGUUACAGGUUCGAGUGAGUGAAUGAAGACUGCAGACAUUUUCUCGGUCUGUUCAACAUGAGGAAAACCAGCUUCGGGCUGUGCACAUUAAAGCCCCUGGGAAGCUUUAAAGACUCUCUUGAUGCUCAGGCUACCCCCCAGACCAGUUAACCGCCACCACUGGGAGUGGGGUCCAAGUGUUCAGGUUUUUUAAAGCCCCCAGGUGAUUCCUAUAUGCAGCCAGGUUGGAGACUCAUUGAUAAUGGGAAACUGUAUUGUCAGCUGCAUUGGUGGACUUUGCCUCUCCUGCUAUCCUCAGCAACAGAAAUGUGACCUUAGGUUUAAAAAAACACAACCAAGGUGAGCAGAAAGAGGCUGCUCACCUGGAAAUCCAGCCCGAGCCCAGUGGGCCCUCCCCAGCUGGAGCAGAAGGGGCGAGGGCCAAGUCAGACCUCACAGCUGUUAGGGAAGGGACUUGGUGUGGCAGCAGCCUGUGGCUGUCCCUACUGCACCCAAAAAGCACUGAGUUGCUGGAACUCACCAACUUUCUGUCC
Molecule: messenger RNA, 1931 nt
Organism: Lagenorhynchus albirostris (white-beaked dolphin)
Lineage: Eukaryota; Metazoa; Chordata; Mammalia; Artiodactyla; Delphinidae
Gene: FKBP1A
Product: FKBP prolyl isomerase 1A
Exons: 4
Coding region: 99-338 (79 amino acids)
Molecular function (GO): peptidyl-prolyl cis-trans isomerase activity
Source: RefSeq, a predicted model, not a curated record